CCGCCCGAGCUGACACAUGUCACGCCGCCGCCACACAGUGCAGUGCAGUGCCUAUGACUACUGAUAGCGCGUCACGUGACACCAAUAACUACAAGUGCCGAUGGAGGACAACACACACUUGGCCGACGAGUACGUGAAGGACUUCGUGCUGGACCACCUGGACGUGACGGUGAAGCGAGAAGAAAAACGCCACAUGAUCGACGCGGACACCACCUGGCUGCCCCAGGAGGAUGAGGAGUCCAGCAGGAUGUGCAGCGGCCAGUGGGAGGACCGCCAGCCCAUCUACGUGCAGCAACAGCCGGUCCUGGUGAACAUGGCCUUGCUGAACGAUCCGGGCACCCCGCCUGACACUCCGCCCAAUCACUCGCCCCUACCCUGUCGACCGCCCGGCCUCAUGGACGAGAUGAUGUGGUUCCCGCAGAGCAUGAGGGAGCCCCAGCCGCUGGACCUGCGCCCCCUGCACUGCAUGGGCGGCGAUCCCGAGUGGGAGCGCAGGGAAUACAUCCCCUCGGGCAUGAUCAUGGACGCCCAAGGGCACCACGGUAUCCAUCACCAGCGGUCGCAGUCGGUGUGCUCCGGGGCUAGUGCCCUAUCGCCGAGGCUGCACCACAGCGGCUACUCCACCUGCUCCGAAGACACGGGCCUCAACGACGAUAUGCUGAUGUCCUUGUCCGUGCGGGAGCUGAACAAGAGGCUGCACGGGUGCCCAAGGGAGGAGAUCGUGAGGCUGAAGCAGAAGAGGAGGACGCUGAAGAACAGGGGCUACGCGCAGAACUGCAGGUCGAAGAGGCUGCAGCAGCGGCAGGACCUGGAGACGACCAACAGGAGCUUGCAGCACGAGCUGCACCGGUUGAAGUCGGAGCUGUUGAGGGUGAGCGAAGAGAGGGAUAUUCUGAAGCAGAGGCUGCAGCUGGGAAGGCAGCAGCAUUUGAAUUCCAAUAUGAACGGUAGCCUCACCUCCGACGGAGGGCAGAGUUCGCCGGAGUUCUACCUAUGACAUCAUUUUCCGGGUCGAAGAGUUCCGUGAUUUUCGACCCCGCGGUAUACGAACUGAACUUUGUGGUAUACCGUGAACAGUGACAUGGACUCGCCUGAGUGAUUUUUGCACAAUCCGAUUUCUGUUUGGUUUUGCGACGGAUUUUUUAUUCGUUUUUAAUUUGUUGUUUGAUCGAUCGAAGUGAAUGGCAUAUCUUUUUGCGAUUUGGUUGGUUUCUUAUUUUUAUAAUCUAUUUUUAUAUGAGCCAGGCAGUUUUUGGGCCUGGAAGGUUGUGUUUCAUAUGAUAUAAAAUAUGUUACGUUAUUGUAAAUAAAAUUACCUAGUGACGUAAGUAAAUUCAACUGUUUUAGAAAAUUU
This is a messenger RNA of Phaedon cochleariae (mustard beetle), 1354 nucleotides long. Lineage: Eukaryota; Metazoa; Arthropoda; Insecta; Coleoptera; Chrysomelidae. The record is from the annotation of a GenBank genome assembly.